Molecule: messenger RNA, 2076 nt
Organism: Amphibalanus amphitrite
Lineage: Eukaryota; Metazoa; Arthropoda; Thecostraca; Balanomorpha; Balanidae
Exons: 12
Coding region: 91-1374 (427 amino acids)
Cellular component (GO): nucleus
Molecular function (GO): protein binding
Source: RefSeq, a predicted model, not a curated record
CUUCAACUUAUUUUCAUCAAGGCCAUCUAUAGAAUUCUCAUUCUGAGCGGACUCGCACAGAAAACGAGGGAUCUUGAUUUGGAGAUUGAGAUGGAUCAGCAUGAUCCACCAGUGUCUGAACUACUGCCGCUCAUGCGGGCUGCAUCAAUGUCACCAAAAGGACCAAAGUGGUCUCUGGAGGGCUCCGCUGACAGCGACGGGGAAUGGGGUCCGUCACAGAGUGUGAGGAAGUCUCAGAGGCCGAGGAACUGCACUCCCAUAGACAGUGGCUCUGAGAGCGACUUUCGGCCAGUUGUGAAGGAGGAGAUAAAGAUUGAAGUCACUUCACCAAGGGUUGAGCGGCCGUCGUCUCCCUCGGUGUCGGACGACGAUCCUUUCUCGGACCGCGCUCUGCAUUCUUUAGUGAAGGAGGAAAAGUACCGACCUCGAUCACCGUCACCGUCUGAGGACUUCAUCGGGUUCACUGAGGUGGACCGGGACAGUGCCUGUUUCAUCUCCAAUGCAAAAAGGAGUCUGUUACUUGGUUGUUCGUCUGCCAUUCGAGACUCUACUGAAGUUUUUGCUGAAGGAGUGUUCAUCAAGAGUCAACGUCUCGUCAUUAACUACCGAGAUGUGGACGGUCUCGAUGAUAGUAACAUAUUUUGUGACGUGUGCUGCCGCGAUUGGGACGGUGAAUGUCCCGUCCAUGGACCGCUAAAGAUCAUACACGAUACCAAGGCACGACCCGGUAUCGGAGAUGUCGACAGGGACGUCAAGACUCUCCCGCCUUCUCUCAGCUCUGGUCCGUCGACAAAUCCAGCGUCUGGCACCGGAGUUUUGGCGGAGAAGGACAUACCUGCGCGCCAAAGACUCGGUCCUUACGAGGGCACCUUGACCACAGUGGCGGCGGAAGAUUUUCGAGGCGCCCCUUUCCAUAGCUUUAGGGUGCAGCUGCCCCCCUUGCCCCCCUGCUUCCGCCGCCACUGCUUGACCACCGAGCAGGGUCAGGCCCGAAGUCGAACAACCGGGUACAGAUGGCAGAUCAAGAAGGGUAAGCGCGUGCAUCACUCGGUGAAUGCCGAAGACCCGAGCUGCAGCAACUGGCUCAGAAGGGUCAACUGUGCCCGCUCGGAGGAAGAACAAAACCUAGUGGCCUUCCAGUACCGGGGCCAGGUAUACUUCAGGACGUCAAAGGCCAUUCCGCGGGGCUCUGAGCUGCUGGUGUACUACGGAGACGACUCGGCCCGGGAACUGACCGUCCACUCGGAGACAUCUGGGGAGUCUGUGACUUCCUCUCCGGCCGGACCGUCAUAUUCAGGCAUCAGUGGCUCUCGGUCCAAUGUCCCCACUGCGACUUCCGAUGUCUGGGAAAGCAACGUCUGGACGGACACGUGAAGAGAUGUCACAGUGACAUCGACAGGAACGGGAGGUUCAAAUGCGAGCGGUGUCGGUACUCGACCGACAGGUCCACAGGCAUAAAACGUCACCAUAAGACUCACACUGGGGUGCGGUCGCACUGCUGCUCCAUCUGUACGGCGUGGUUGACUAAACAGUCAAACCUUACCAAACACUUGGGAGCCCACACGGAGGAGCGGCCGUACGGCUGCUCCAUCUGCACUGCAAGGUUCACUCAACCGUCACGCCUCACCAAACACUUGCGGACCCACACGGGGGAGCGACCGGUAGGCUGCUCCAUCUGCACAGCACGGUUUGCUUACCGGUCAAACCUCACCAAACACAUGCGGACCCACACUGGGGAACGGCCGCACUUCUGCUCUAUCUGCACUGCACGGUUUACUGAUCGAUCAAGCCUUAAAAGACACAUGCGGAUCCACACGGGGAAGAGGCCGCACGGCUGCUCUAUAUGCACUGCACGGUUCACUCAAGGGUCACACCUCAUCACACACAUGCGGAUUCACACGGGGGAGAGGCCGUACGGCUGCUCUAUCUGCACUGCACGGUUCACUGAGCAAUCAAGUCUUAUCAAACACAUGCGGACCCACACGGGGGAGCGGCCGUACGGCUGCUCCAUCUGCCCGGCACGGUUCACUAAGCGGACAAAUCUCACCACACACAUGCGGACCCAUACUGGGGAGC